AUGCAUUCAAGGAAUAAGAGUAGAGGUGGAGAAGCAAUUCAAGACAAUCUCACCUCUACAACCUCAAAUCCACCUCUGUUACAAAAUGUAUUGCCCUAUUUAUCCCCUCGUUCCAAGCUUUCAUUCCAACAUGUGGAUGAGGAAUUAGUUUCACCUCCAUGUUCGCCACGAAUGUCCACAGCGCAUUUUCUAGUUGGUCUACCUUCACGUUCAAGUCCACUCUCCCCAUCAAGUCCUUCUCGGAAUAGAUCCUUUUCAUGCAAAGAGUCUUCGGCGCCAAGAAUUUUCGAAGCACACGAUCUGUAUGAUUUUCCAUUAUUGAAUUCUCAUCAUUUUCCCUCUUGCAAUACAUCAUGCCAUGAUGAAAAUGUUCCUCCUUCUCCAAUGCAUGAUGCUUCCAAGAAUAGGCAUUCAUCCUUCCCUCGUUAUUCAAGUUCUUCCAUGCUUCGUCAUUCCUCUCGGGUGUUUCGGAAGAGUCAUAAAAAAAUUUCCUCCUUCAUGCUUCAUCGGAGAAAGGCUUUUGAGGUGUUUGAGGAAGAGACGUUGGAAUUUCUUCAUUGGCGGAGAUGGAGGAAGGAUAUUAAGGAAACUCAAUGUCUUGGUGAUGGAUGUGAGAACGAGAGACCGUUUUGUCGUUUUCUAUGGAAACAAAAUAGAGAAUAUAUUUUUGUGUUGAUUCCGAUAGUAAGGCGUGAUGGAGAUGAUGUAAAUAUGAAUGAUGGAAGGUUGGAGUUGAAAGUGGAGAUUCAUGAACAACGAGUGAAAGCUUUUUUACAAGUAAGAGAAGAAGAUGAACGGUUUAGAGAAGAAGUGCUGUUAGAUUCGUCGUUAUCAGUAACUAUUCAUGCGAAGGAGUCAAAUUGGGGCGUGAUAUACAAUAACUACCUUUUUCUAGAGCUCAAAAAGCAUGAUCUAAAUGAUGAUGUACAUUAUCCAUUUUCAUUACCGCUUAAAAUUGAGCACAAAUCCAAUCAUGUCAAUGCGGAGGUAGAGUAUGUUCUUCAGCCAUCCGAGCCUCCUCUUCAUCAUGAAAUGCAUUCAGAAUGGUUUCAAUAUCUUGUGGAGGAUAUUUUGGAGUGUCACAAAGAUUAUGAGAAAUUGAAGAAAGAUCUCAUCUUAUCUUCUACUGGAUUACACCAGUUCAACCUUGAAGAGGCGGCGCUUAAAUAUCAUCAAGCUUUAGAAAUGCCAGAAUUGUCUGACGCUUAUAUUGUAUACCGGGAAGCUGCAGAUCUUGGUCAUGCUCAAGCUCGUUAUGCAUUUGCCAAUCUUUGUUUGCUAGAAAGUGAUAAUCCUUUCGGCAUUGUACGUUCAGAAGACCAAGCGUUACAUUAUUUGCAACUUGCUUCAUUUCAAAAUAACUAUGCAAAGGCAAGUGUAAAAAUUGCAACCAUGUAUUUGAAAGGAGUGGGGAACGAACGGAAGGAUAUUACGAAAGCAAAGCUUUUCUAUGUCGAGUCUAUUAUUCAAAGUGGUGAUGCAAAGCCAAUGCUACAACUUGGAAACAUUUAUGAAGAGAUGGCAAGCCAAACUGAAGACGAAAUAGAAUGUAAAUUAUUGAGAAAAAAAGCCAUGUCUUGGUAUCGUCUUGCUGUCAAUCGUGGAUUUGCAAAUGCAUGUAUUAGCGCAUCUCUUUUGUUACACAAGUGUAAGAAAAAGGAUUUGGCAGCCUCCAUGAUAUUCUUUAAGAUAGGACGAGUAUUUUCUGGAUCUGUAGACGACACUGUAGCACAUAGGAAAGACAAAUUAGCAUCUAUUGAAGAAUCAGAUUCACUGUACAUACCUCAUUAUAGCCCACGCAAAACUAUUAGGUCUGUGAAAUCUGUGGUAUGCUUAAAGCGCCCACAACCGCUGAGACUGGAGCAAAGUUCUACACACAACAACUCAAAACAUAACGAGGAGCGAGAAGACAUGGUUGACUUAAUAGGAUAUACACCAAUUGAUUCUUCCAAGUUUCAUCUACCAGGUGGGGAGGUGUUGUUGAAAAAUCAAGUGAAAACCCUUCAAGUUGACAAAUUAGCCCUUGAAACCAAAAUACAAGAAAUAACGGAUAGGUAUGAAAAAAUCGUGGCAUCAAUGAAGAUUGAAAUCAACAAUUUGAGGGCCGAGUUGGAAAAGAGCAAAAGUGAAAAUGAAUCAUAUGCUAGAGAAAUGAAAGCAAUUACCACGAUGAGAGAAGCGUUCCAACAACAAGAAUUAAGAAUCGCCAUUCAUCAUGCAUUACUGAGCUUAAAAAUUCGAGCUAACGUUAAUAUUGAGCUGCCUCCUCUUGUAGAUAGAGCCGUCGAAGAAAAUGUCAAAAUGGAAGAAAUAAGCUCCUGGUUUAAAAGGCAGACUGGGAGGUGA
Naegleria lovaniensis is the source of this 2346-nucleotide messenger RNA. RefSeq lists its product as uncharacterized. The record is from RefSeq and is a predicted model, not a curated record. The transcript has a single exon. Bases 1 to 2346 code for a protein of 781 amino acids. Gene Ontology annotation, molecular function: protein binding. Lineage: Eukaryota; Heterolobosea; Eutetramitea; Acrasida; Naegleriidae.